This is a messenger RNA of Bombus pascuorum, 1774 nucleotides long. Its product is annotated as bcl-2-related ovarian killer protein-like. The coding region runs from base 718 to 1731 and encodes 337 amino acids. The record is from RefSeq and is a predicted model, not a curated record. Lineage: Eukaryota; Metazoa; Arthropoda; Insecta; Hymenoptera; Apidae. Gene Ontology annotation, cellular component: mitochondrial outer membrane. Gene Ontology annotation, biological process: regulation of apoptotic process; extrinsic apoptotic signaling pathway in absence of ligand; intrinsic apoptotic signaling pathway in response to DNA damage. Gene Ontology annotation, molecular function: protein heterodimerization activity; protein homodimerization activity. The transcript has 5 exons.
AAUUGCCAAACAUAAUGCUACGUAGGCUCUCAAAAAAUAAUCGACCGGCUGGAUAUAGUUGAUAAUUGAUAAUUAACGAGCACCCAAACGACGGACAAUACACAAUUAGUUUUUCACAUAUUACCUAUGACCUCUUACUAUGCAAAUAAAAUGAUUCUUUUAUCGGUUAGCUUAUAAUUAUAAAGUCACUCAGACCGUUGCAAAAAUCUAUCAAUUUUUAAUUAUCAAGCCUAUUAAUCGAGUGGUUGAUUUAUUUACGAAGUUGUAUAAUUUUUUUAAUGUAAACUCUACUAAAGAAUAACUUCUCAGAACUGGUAUUAAUAUCCACAUAUUGUUAUCAUCGCGUACAAUACUCGAUUGUGUUAUAAUUGAAAGAUGACCUUAAACACGAGGCCAAACGAAUAGCUUAAUUAACGCGUUAUUCUAAUUAGGUUGACCAAUGAUUGAACGACCAUGAUUUUGCAGUUAGACGCGCGGAUAUCGCGCUAAUUUAGAAACGAAACACACCGUGCCUAAUUCCAUGCUAGUUAAGGAGGCAGAUGAUCGAAUAAAAAUGAGUACAUAAUAUGCACACAAUGAAAGUGUAUCUUAGCGGCGCGGCACACAAAGUGCUGCGCAGCAUGUCAAAUAGCUGCGCUAAAUAAGGCUGCCAGAUAACAACAACUGUACUCGCCGGUGGAAUAAUAAUUGUGUUACGAUACCUGGCGUAAAUGUACUAUGGCAUUUUGUAGUGGUAAAGAAAAAAAAUGCAUCUGUGUGUCUCAAGAUCAUCAUACAGGGACUGAAGAUAUUCAUCGAUGGACUUUGCCGUGUCUUUGCGACGACCAGGAAGAGCCUGAAAAGCCUGAAUGGCAGGAACUCUCCACGGAGGAUUCUUCAAUGUCUGGGCUCGUCGGAUCUUUACGUGGCUUGGAGGAUAAUUGUGGGAACACAGGGCAACCGUAUCGCAGGCACAGCCUCGCUUUAUCUCUCCACUCGAAUUUGGCCGCUUUUCCGCUUCCUAACAAUCAAGAAGCUUCGCCUUUUCACGUCGUCGAUUCAGCGCGAAGAAGAUUCAGUAAUGUCAGCGACGUUGUUUCCAGAAAGAUUUCUCAUACGAUUCGAUGGCGAACGGUUUCGGCUUCGAUCGAGCUCACAGUAUCACAGGGAUCGUCGUUAUGUGCUCAAUACAUCCGAAAUCGUUUAAAACGAUCUGGAAUCUUUCAUCGAAAGUUGGGUUUGAAAAGAAUGAGAAGCGCCAUGUUGCUUCCUGGAGGUGCAGUCGUUGGUGAAGUUUAUCCAGAGUUAGUAUCGGUUGGAGCUGAACUGGAAAAGAUGCAUCCAAAUUUGUUCAAUCGUGUUGCACGACAAAUCGGUUGUGGUAGUUUCUCAUCGGAACAGUCUGCCAGCGAGGCCAUUGCCGAUAUCUCCAGGGAAAUGAUCAGGAAUGGAGAAAUGACUUGGAGCAAAGUGAUAGCCCUUUACGCGGUUGCUGGUGGUAUUGCCGUAGAUUGCGUACGUCAGGGUAAACCUGAGUAUUUACCUGCUAUACAGAGAGGUAUGACGGAUGUAUUAGAAGAAGACCUUGCAGCAUGGAUACAAGCCAACGGUGGAUGGUCCGCUUUAGCAACACGAUACAGACCUGUUACGAAAGAAACAACGUGGUAUUCGCGGAAACUUAUAUUUUUAUUUUUAUUCACCGUCUUGCUCAUUUUUAUGAUCUCUAUAUUUUUAAAAUUUGUAGUUUUAUAAUACAUAUAAUUAUGUAAUAUAAUUACAUAAAAAGUGACUUAUA